AUGGUUGAUAUUGCAGACGGCAGCGAAGAAACGACGAUCCUUGGAUCGAAGGAGCGAUGGGCCAGGCUCGGCAGCAGCCUCUCCAUCACUUGCCACAUCAGCGUGAGGACGGGCACCUCCAGGGGAAGGCAGAGGCCUCCGAGGCUGGUCGAGUGGCUCCACAAUGAUGUCCCUGUAUUGCUUUGGGGCUCCACUAAACCAUCGAAUUCCUCUCGUAUCCAAUCCUUACAAUCCAAAAUCCUUCGUAAAAUCCUCAACGCUCCUUACUUUGUCACAAAUAAAAUCAUCCAUAAAGACCUUAAUGUUCCAUAUGUUUCCGAUUUAGCUCAAUCCAGAUACCUAUCCUUCCAUAACAAACUGCAGAACCAUCCGAAUUCCCCUCGGGCCCUUCUAAUAUAG
Molecule: messenger RNA, 399 nt
Organism: Nezara viridula (southern green stink bug)
Lineage: Eukaryota; Metazoa; Arthropoda; Insecta; Hemiptera; Pentatomidae
Source: the annotation of a GenBank genome assembly